Molecule: messenger RNA, 2119 nt
Organism: Rhopalosiphum maidis (corn leaf aphid)
Lineage: Eukaryota; Metazoa; Arthropoda; Insecta; Hemiptera; Aphididae
Product: esterase E4-like
Exons: 9
Coding region: 279-2042 (587 amino acids)
Source: RefSeq, a predicted model, not a curated record
ACUUGUUAAUUCUACAGUGUCUAUACAAUCUACAUUCUCGCACUUACCUAGUACAAAACAACAAAUAUUAUUUAAGUGUAAAAUAAGUUUACAUUUUGUUUAUAAUACUACGAUAGUGAAUAAAAUACUACGUUUAUUAUGAUUGAUAGGUGCUUAAUAAAUAUUAUAAUGGCAUGAUAUGGAUGAUUAAAUGAAGAAUUGUAUUCUACUGAUAAUUACGCAGCCAUGAACUAAAUCCAAUAUUUUAUACUAGAAUAAUUAAGAACUACAUAAUAUUCAUGAAAGUCGAAUUUAAAUUAAUUUUAAAAUCAAUCAUUCAGCAAUCUUCUCCAAUAAAAAUGUCAAAUACGUGUAGAAUCGUAUUGUUUUAUUUAAUCACAUGCAUUUUGACCUGCUCGGCAUCGGAUACGCCUAAAGUACGUGUUAACUCUGGAGAAAUUGCUGGUGGAUAUGAAUAUAGCUAUAGUGGUCGAAAAAUUUACUCAUUCUUAGGCAUACCGUACGCAAGUCCACCAGUUCAAAACUAUCGAUUUAAAGAACCACAACCCGUAAAGCCUUGGUUGGGAACAUGGAACGCCACCAUACCGGGAAGUGCUUGUUUGGGACCGGAUUAUGAAUCUAAUUUCAAAUUAGUUGGUCAGGAAGAUUGUUUAUAUCUUAAUGUCUAUACGCCAAAGCUACCACAAGAGAAUACGCAUAAUGAUUUAAUGGAUGUGGUGGUGUACAUACACGGCGGUGCUUUCAUGAGUGGCGAAGGGAUUUCUUUAGGUCCACAAUAUCUUUUGGACAUCAAUAAUUUCGUUUAUGUAACGAUAAAUUACCGGGUGGGUGUAUUAGGAUUUGCCACCACUGGCGAUAGUAUUUUGCCCGCAAAUAACGGUAUGAAAGACCAAGUAGCGGCAUUGAAGUGGAUACAACAAAACAUUGUUGCGUUUGGUGGUAACCCAAACAGUGUUACAAUUACUGGCUUGUCGGCAGGCGCGAGUGCUGUUCAUUAUCAUAUGAUUUCACCAAUGUCUCGUGGUUUAUUUAACCGUGCAAUUCUUCAAAGUGGAAGUGCUUUUUGUCAUUGGUCAUAUACUGAAAACGUUGCAGAAAAAACAAAGUAUAUAGCAAACAUUCUGGGAUGUCCAACUAGUAAUUCCAUAGAUAUCGUUGAAUGCCUUCGUUCUAGACCAGGGUUAGCUAUUGCCAAAUUAUUUAUAGAAUUUAUGCCAUGGGUAUACAGUCCUUUUUCACCAUUUGGUCCAACCAUUGAAUUAGAAGGAGACGAAAAAUUUUUACCCGACAUCCCAGAAAAACUCGUUCCAUAUGAUAUUCCAGUGCUGAUGAGUGUUACCAAAGAUGAGGGUCUCAUUAUUGCUGCAUUUAUAUUUUACGGAAAAAUCAGUAAUGAACUAAACGACAAUUGGGAUGAAUAUUUACCGCAUCUUCUUGAUUAUAAUUACACGAUUUCAAAUGAAAAACUAAGAACCAAAAUUUCUCAAGAUAUAAAAAAAUUUUACUUUGGUGAUAAAAAUAUAUCAAAAGAAACCCUAAGCAAUCUUGUAGAAAUGUUUUCAGAUAGAAUGUUUGGAUAUGCUAUAAGUAAAGCAGCUCAACAUAUUUCUGCUAAGAAUACGGCUCCUGUAUAUUUUCAUGAAUUUGGAUACAGUGGUAAUUAUUCCAUCAUAGCUCAAACAGAUCCGAAAUCAUAUUCCCGAGGAUCAAAUGUUACUCAUGCUGAUGAAACCAUGUAUGUAUUAAAAAUGAAAAAUUUCUCUGUUCACGAUAACGAAGAAGACAAAAAUAUGAUGAAAACUAUGGUUAACAUCUGGUCAACAUUUAUUAAAAAUGGAGUCCCUGAUAUUGGAAAUUCAAAAAUUUGGUUACCUGUUUCUAAAAAUCCAACAGAUCCUUUCAGAUUUAUAAAGAUUACUCAGCAACAAACGUUUGAAAUUGAAGAACGAUCAAACCAUGGGAAUUAUGCAUUUUGGAGUAGUUUACCAUUAACAGAAUUUAAUGAAGUUAAUGUGCCGGAAGUUAUAAAAACUGAAUUAUAAAUAUUAAAAAUACAUUGAUCACAAUAACCAACUUAAAAAUAUUUUAAAAUAUAAAGUUUAUAAAUAGAAUAUUAAAA